Messenger RNA from Torulaspora globosa, 744 nucleotides. It is a transcript of the gene HRI1, whose product is annotated as Hri1p. Lineage: Eukaryota; Fungi; Ascomycota; Saccharomycetes; Saccharomycetales; Saccharomycetaceae. The record is from RefSeq and is a predicted model, not a curated record. Bases 1 to 744 code for a protein of 247 amino acids. The transcript has a single exon.
AUGCCAGACCUAUUGAAGAGAGUUGCAUUCCAAGUGGGCCUUGUCCCAAAUGAAAGAGCUUUUGCCUUGUCAUCGGUCUCGAACGAUGGGCAUUACAUCUCGCUAAGACCAUUUGUCAAGCCACAGGGUCCCUCUGAAGAAGCCUUCCCCUUUGAGUGGGCUUUUGCUGGUACAAAUAAACACGUUACUGUCACUCAAGUGAAGCCAAAUGUCGUCAAUCAGGACUUCAACUUCUGGUUCGAUGUUAACGUUUACUUGGACGCACCCAACACUCAUCGCGGUGUAAUCAAGACUACAUGGGAAACCUGGGAGUCGGGAUGCCUUGCUGAGACUGGCAGCGUGUUCCCCGAGGGCUUCAAUAACGAGGGCGUCGCAUUUUUUGAGUUAUGGCAACCAUUGGACCCAACCAAGGAAGAGCUGGUAAUUAAAUCCGAAAAGAAUGAAGCUUCAGCAGACUCUGCCAAGUCAGUUGUGUUCAAGACCGCAGAAGGCUCUGGUUACGAUGGUCUUUUGAUCGUCACCGGCAAGUGGGCUCAAGGGUUCUUGAGUAAACAGAACGUUGGAAAGAUUGAGGGGCUAAAUUUUAUCAGAGCACAAGAAACACAAACCUCGAGUGUUGCUGACGUUAUCUUUCAGUAUGGGCAAGAGUGUAACAAAUUCCCAAGAAAAUUCAACGGCGUGAAAUUGGGCGACGUGAUUGACGCCAAUGGCUUAAAGUGGGAUGUCAUCGAAUCAUACCAAUAG